UCGAAGUGUAUGCUGCAUUGCUGCUAGCUGUCGCUUUGGCCAGUUGUGGCUAAGUUUAUUCUGCUACGCAACAAAGGCCCUAGCCCUCCAUCUAUCUAUCUCUCCAUGGGCAUUGAGAAGUCGAGUCUUCGGGUCCACUCAGUCUGGAAGAAGCUGGCAACUGAACGGACGUGAUCAUCACAUCCAUCUCCUCUCUUGGUCGGGGUAUGAGCGGUUCUGGGCGUGGAACGUGGUGAAUGGGUUAGUGUCACCCUCGCCCUUCCUCUGCCUUCUCACGAUGCCUGAGGAACACGCCCAUUACCAUGUCUCCUAGAUGAGAACCCAGUGUGGAUUUGUCGUUGCUCUUGUGUUCUCAAGAGAUCUUCGAGUGCUGAGUGAGUGAAUCCAACAUUCCCGUCUUGCGUCAAGAUGCCAUUACUCGCCGAAGAGCGUGAUCGGAAGUGUUUCAUUGGAAAGUGAGGAGGGGAGAUCAUAGCGCUCGCCACCCGAUAUUUCUACGGUUUUGUCAGUUAUAUUCUCCGGUCCAUGGGUGACGGUGCUAUUCGUAAAGUGUGAAAAAAAAAACUUUUUUGGUCUUGCUCAACGUGUUGAAAACAGAAAACCACCAUGCCCGUGCAAUCGCCCCAAUGGACCGAGUACCUGAGCUGCCCUGUUUGUGAAAACGGAUUUGAGCUCAGGAACCGCCUCCCCAUCAGUCUUGGUUGCGGUCAUACCAUUUGUCAAACAUGUCUGGCUCAACUCAGGCGUCGGGCGUGUCCUUUUGAUCAGGGUCAAAUACGACUUCCUUUGAAUCAGUUGCCGGUCAAUACUUCGUUGGUGCUCUUGAUUGAUGCUGAUGCAUCUUUGGAGCAAUAUCGUAUCAAAAUCGAGGAUGAAUCCGUCACGCCUCAUUAUGUGGCUGCUACGGUACAAUUGGAAAAGCUGGCUCAAUUUCUCAGAGUCUUGAGCCGGCCCCCAUUGUCGCGGCCUAUGCAAAGGAAACUGGUCACAUUGAUCAAUUGCCAAUUACUUGAAGAAGAGGGGCGAGCCCGAGUGGUGCGGGCAGCUCGAUCCUUGGGCGAACGAUCCGUAACGGAGCUUAUUCUUCAGCAUCAAAAUCCUCAGCAAUUAUCCGCUAACCUUUGGGCAGCUGUUCGAGCUCGAGGCUGUCAGUUUUUAGGCCCAGCUAUGCAAGAGGAGGUCCUAAAGUUGGUUCUUCUUGCCUUGGAAGACGGAUCAGCUCUGUCUAGAAAAGUCUUGGUCAUGUUUGUGGUGCAACGGUUAGAACCUCAUUUUCCGCAGGCCUCCAAAACCAGUAUUGGUCAUGUGGUGCAGCUACUUUAUAGAGCAUCUUGCUUCAAAGUGACGAAACGUGAUGGUGAUUCAUCUCUGAUGCAACUGAAAGAAGAGUUCCGCACCUAUGACACCCUCCGAAGAGAACAUGAUGCUCAGAUUGUGCAGAUUGCCACGGAAGCCGGUCUCAGAAUUGCUCCUGAUCAGUGGUCAUCCCUUCUGUAUGGAGAUGGUGCCCACAAAUCACAUAUGCAAUCCAUCAUUGAUAAGCUACAAACGCCGCAAUCGUUUCUUCAGUCCGUGCAGGAACUCAUAAUCGCCCUUCAGAGAACAGGAGAUCCGGGAAAUUUGGGACAACUUCGCCCCCAUUUGGAUUUUCUAGCCGCUCUCGAUCCCAAUCCUGAGAGCGAUAAUCCCGAUUGGGAAACGCUGAAUUCCUCGCUCUGUUCAGUGUAUGAAGUCGUUCAAGGGCUUCAAGCAUUCAUUGAGCAACAAACCCAGUCGAGGAAAGGAAGUGACGGCCUAAACGCCAAUCCAUCGGCCCCAAAUGCCAGAUAUAAGACAAGUAUGUGCCGAGACCUGACCUCGCAUGGCUCUUGUCCUCGAGGAAAGAAUUGCACGUUCGCUCACUCCCAAUCUGAAAUGGAGCAAUUCAGAACCAGUCGCAAGCCCAAGUUUGUUGGUAAACCUCCACCUGUGGUGGGUUCCGUGCCGCCUAUUGUGAACAGUGCAAGAGGGCCGGUACUCGGUGCCAAAAAGGACCCCAUGGGAAUGGGCUCCCCCCUUACCAUUCCUCCGGUAGCUCAGGUGGCACCACUUCAGAGGGGCUUUGUUGCUCCCACGCACUUAUCAACCCCGGUGGAGCCUACUAUUGGCCAUGGAAUGGCUCAAGUCAUGCCCAUGGAUGAAGCCUACGUGAACGAGGUCUUGCACUCCAACCCGGGACCUAUCGGAAGUUUUCCAUCCCGUGAUGGGGUUGGAAUGACCUCCAAUGAGCAUGGAGAGUCUGCGUACCAUCAAACUCACACGGUGAUGUCCGUCCAACCUAUGACCGGUGGAAAUCUAAUAAAAGGUUCCGAGCAUGAUUCAAAUUUUGACAGAUAUCCUCUCCGUUGCGAGAGUCGAAACUCACAUUUGGAUAUACCGGAAAUGACCAUGGCCACCAAGAGCUUGGGUGCUUUGAAGAGCCGAAAAGAGGAAAUCAUCGACUAUUUGGAGGAUCUUGUUGGCAAAGAAGAGACCCAGACGAUCACAAAGAAAGCUUCAAUAACAAUUGGCAAUGGUAACGGGCCCUCUUCCUCGCAAUCUCCUUCUUCUUUGACAGUUGAGAAACCCCAAUUGAGGCAAAGUAAAUCGGCCCCAUCUCAAAGCAAUUACUCGAUUUGGACAUCUCGAUCCAUUGCGACUUUGCCCUCUCCAUGUGAAAAUACUCAAAGUGAAGGCAAGGUGGCUACCGUGGCUCCAAAUUUCAUCGAAGAUAUUGCGGCUGACGUUUGUACCUCACCGUCCGAGUUUGAUCUAAUGGAAGACGGGGAAAAAGUUCCCAUGGGGGAGGUCAAUAUUGACACGUGGCACGUGGGUAAAUCUUGCUUGGACGAGGAUGAGGAAAUGAUUCCAUUUUCGGACACCCCUCAAAUUUGUCGCUUCGGACCCAUUUCUCGCAAGACUGGCACUCUCCUCCAGCUAGCCUCUCCUUCUCAAACUCAGGCCCUCAUGAAUGACGAACCCACGCCCACAGCCGUGGUGAGACACUCUAAGCAGCUCACGCGACAAGUACCCUCCUUGGCAUCGCUGUAUCACCAGAAUGGUACCCGCACCACCUUGCAACCCGUGGCCAUCGGAGCCAAUGGCGAGAUCAGUUAUGUUGCCGUCCCGGAGAGCUCCUAUCCAACCACCGAUGUGACCCUUCAACAAAUUCAGCACAAUUCGGCCCUUCUCUCGAACGUUGCCCCGGCUUCUCAACAGAGUCUCUUUGCCGAAUCUGAGCGAAUGAAGCAUGAGUUGGAGAUGUUGCAGAAGAAGAUAUCCGAUCUGAAUAUGGCUCACAUUGAACGCCAAUCGACGGGAUCCGAUCCAAACUCCCGUUAUGGGGUGUCUUCUGAGAGAGACGAUUUAACGCGCGAGCUUCAAAUGAUCGAAUCGACCAUUCGCGAUCGUGAGUUGGAGAUUUCGGCCAACAGACUUCGUAUUGAGACAGGAGAGAAUACUAUUAUCCCCUUGUCUUCGUCAUUUGGAGCAUUCGCUGCUUCACAUGGGAUGGUUCAUUAUGACGAAUCGGGCGGAGUAAGCUCACCAUGCACCUCUUCAGCCUAAACUGACCACGCUGAAACUGCAUCCAGACUACCAAUACUACUACCUACUACUACUACUACUACUUCACACCUACUACUGUUACUGCUUCUAUUACCACUACUUCUAUCGAUGUCCCAGGUUCGUUCACAAGGACCAACUAACAAACACCUAUACACCACAGCCACUGCUUCCUUUUUCCUAUCCUUUUCUCCUUUACAUUUGAAUUUGCGUAUUAAUACCUCUAAACUGUAACAAGAAUCAAACCGAGACGCCACCGGCAUUAUCUGUCAGCUAUCACAAACAAGCAAACACAUGUCAUUUCUUCGUCUUGCAUUUGCAAGUCCGGCGAAAUGCGAUUCAAACCAAAUUUGCGUCAUAAUUCUGGGUCUUACGACCAGUGCCUGAGCAUUAUUCUUGAAACAGUCUCGUAGGCAUGUAAAUGACAGAUCGUACAUCAUGGGCUCAGAUACUUUUCUAACGGCCUCCCUGGUAUGCAGUAAAAUCAUUUGAACCUACACCGUUAAGUAUUUGAUUUCGCAUGACCCCCCCCAAUUCAGUAACUUGAUUGUCGUCGAACUUGAUGGCUACGUUUGCUUCAUAUUGAAUCCAUACAACUUAUAUUUAUGAUGAAAGAUUUAGAUUUACUACCAUCACCCAAAGUAAGUGACCCGUCGCUUUGACUCAGUCCGAGAAGCCGAGAGCAUAACUAUGCGGUCAUAUUAUUAAACUCUUUGUUCGAAUCAAUUGCUAUUGGCACAAAAAACAUAAGCUAUCCACAUGAAAUUUUUCUACUGUGUAGUACACUCCCACAACAUCCCACAAUCUACUCAUACAUGUGAAUGAACAAGCUUCUCCAAAUGAAAUGAAGGGCAUUAUGAGUUAUUGAAAAGCUAACAAAAAAUCAAUUUUUGUUAUCAUAACUCCUCAUUACCUGCUUCAGUCUCUUGUCUUAUUUAAACCCGUCAUGAUAUAUAACACUCCAGAAAGUGAAAAGAAUAAAGUUACGUACCAUACAAAUAAUGACGUCAA
Messenger RNA from Tigriopus californicus, 4593 nucleotides. RefSeq lists its product as uncharacterized. The record is from RefSeq and is a predicted model, not a curated record. The coding region runs from base 607 to 3585 and encodes 992 amino acids. Lineage: Eukaryota; Metazoa; Arthropoda; Copepoda; Harpacticoida; Harpacticidae. The transcript is spliced from 4 exons. Gene Ontology annotation, molecular function: metal ion binding.